AUGGUCAAAAUCGCUCUUGCUCCGGCGACAAGCCAGCUCUCCAAGGAAAUUCUCGACUCGCUCGUGGCUACAGGAAAGCACGAGAUCAUUGGGCUGGUCCGCAAGGAUCCCAGCACCCUCCCACAAUUCCCGGGAGUCACCUGGGUCCAGACAGACUUCCAGGACGAGGCUGAGCUGGUUAAAAUUCUCACCGGCGUCCACACAGUGUUGUGCUUCGUUGCUGUCCACUUGGAUCCAGGAAACGAGUCACAGAAAAGACUCAUUGAUGCUUCCAUCAAGGCUGGGGUGAGCCGCUUUGCACCAUCUGAGUGGUCUAGUGGAGUGAAACUAGAAAGCUUCCCUGACACGUUGUCUUGGUACGCUGGAAAGCUUGAGGUGAAGAAUUACCUGGAAUCCAUCAACAAGGAUAAGAAGGUGAUUGAAUUUUGCAGGUUCCAGCCGGGAGGAUUCUUGAACUAUCUUGCGCACCCUCACAGUAUCUCUAAGCAUAUCACCACAAUACCUCUCACCAUUAAUAUCGAGAAGAGGCACGCACUGCUUGAAGAGGGCUCUCUGGACGCCCAUAUGUCUUUUACGACCACAAAGGAUAUUGCCAAUGUGGUGGCCCGUGCCGUGGAGUAUGAAGGUGAAUGGCCCAGGGUUGGAGGCAUCCAAGGAAACCGACACACUCUACGAGAGCUUGUGGAGAUUGGUGAGAAGGUUCGAGGCACGCCGUUUACCAAGGAAUGGCUGAAGUCAGAAGAUCUGGAUGCUGGCUUGCUGAAAACGGAGAACUACACCCGCCUAGAUCUCCCAUCAACUCCUCCAGACCAGAUCGACGCAUUUUCCAAGGUGGCAGCGAUUGGAGUCCUGAGAGCCAUCAGCCGUGGCGUCUGGGAUGUUUCAGACGAAUGGAACAAAAUUUUUCCCGACUAUGAAUUCGCCAAGACGGAUGAAAUUCUCCAGGGACUCUGGAAGGGACAGUAG
Messenger RNA from Clonostachys rhizophaga, 966 nucleotides. NCBI's taxonomy places the organism in Eukaryota, Fungi, Ascomycota, Sordariomycetes, Hypocreales, Bionectriaceae. The record is from the annotation of a GenBank genome assembly.